Messenger RNA from Stegodyphus dumicola, 1674 nucleotides. RefSeq names its product cell division control protein 42 homolog. The record is from RefSeq and is a predicted model, not a curated record. Gene Ontology annotation, molecular function: GTP binding; GTPase activity. NCBI's taxonomy places the organism in Eukaryota, Metazoa, Arthropoda, Arachnida, Araneae, Eresidae. Gene Ontology annotation, biological process: small GTPase-mediated signal transduction.
AAACAGUUGUCUGCGGGAAAUACUGAGAAUUAAAUCUGAAAAUUCAGAAGACUGGUUCGUAUUUAUGUAUAAAUGAGAAUUGUUUGAAUACAAUGCUUUCGUGCUUUGUAUUCUUAAGAAAGUUUCGUAUUCGACCAUCAUUUUCGAAAAUCAGCAUCAUAUGCUAUAUUUAAUAACUGUGAUUGUGAUUUGUUCUUUAAAAUGAGUAGAAUACUUUCUACAUCCACUGCAACGGCAUCGAAUUGUACGUACUCAGAGAAAGCUGAGGGCACGACUAACAAAUGUGUAUGCCGCGUAAAAUGUGUCUUAGUCGGGGAUGGUGCUGUGGGUAAAACAAGUUUAAUUAUCGGUUACACUACAAAUGCAUAUCCUAAGGAAUACAGGCCGACUGCAUAUGAUAAAUAUUCAGUUGUAGUUAGCGUCAACAAUAAGCCUGUAAGACUGCAAAUCUGUGAUACUGCCGGCCAAGAUGAUUUUGAUGCAUUGCGUCCACUGUGCUAUUCUCACACUGACAUCUUUCUUCUGUGCUUCAGUGUUGUAUAUCCUACAUCCUUCUACAAUGUCGCUGAAAAGUGGAUAUAUGAGAUCAGGCAUCAUUGUCCCAAAGCACCAGUUCUUCUUGUUGGAACACAAAGUGACUUGAGGACAGAUAUUGGAGUUUUACUUGAACUCGCUCAUUAUGGAGAACAACCUGUCAGCAUACAGCAAGCAAAUACAUUAGCAUCUCAGAUAGGAGCUAUUUCGUAUGUGGAAUGUUCUGCCGUAACAAAACGGAAUCUGAAGGAAGUUUUUGAUACUGCUUUAAUGUCUGCAUUAAAAACUAAGAAAGCCAAUAUUUUAUUAACAGAUAACUGUAGUGACAGUGAAUUUAAGAGCUACAGUAUGAAGUCUAGUCAUGACUAUACAACAGAUGAUAAAAAGAAAAGUGGGUUGAAAAAAUUAUGGUGUUUUUCCUAGCAAAAUGCUGAAGGUAGUCAGAGAAACAAAAAAGAAUCCUAUAAGCAUAAUAUAGUUAAACAAGAAUGUGUGAAAGGAUAAAAUGCCACCAUGAGAAUUGUUUCUUCUUUUUUUUUCCCUUCUUUUCUUAAUUUUUAGUUUCAGGAUGCAUCAUAAAAAAGUAUAGUAAAAAGUUUUAAAUUAUAAUUCAAUUUUCAAGUGCUUAUUUAUUUUUUAUUCCAAGUUAGAAACACAAACUGUAUGUUCCAAUUUCUACAGACUUGUAUUGUAAAUAGAGAAACUCACAUUUUAAGCAUUUUAAUUCUUUUUUAUAUUUUUCUUUAAUUAUUAUACUUUCAGUUGUUAACUAUUGGAAGAUUUUUAACUUUUAGGUUUGGUUUGUUUGAUUACAGCAAAGCACGCAAGGACUAUCUACCUAAGGGAAGAGAUGCCAUCAUGGAAGAAAACUGGCUUGUAUCCAUGUUACACAUAGGGAAAACUAUAAAAGUUCCAUGCAGCCAGCUAGUUGACCUGGAAUCGAACCCAUGUCAAACUAUCAGUGUUUAGUAAUUUUGCUGCUGGUGAGCCCUUAACUUUAGGAAAAUGAAAUAAUGAUAAUAGUCCAAAAUACAGUUUCAAAGCAAAUAAUGAAAAAAAUUAUUAUUAUAUUGAAAAACACUCUGCCAUGGAAUACUACACAAUGCAUGUUAAAGUACAGAAUAAAGAUAAUAACUUUUA